AAGGAGGAAACCAUUUUGGUCAGCUGGAACGUUGUGUUCUGCACGUAGACGUCAAACUGCGCGCUCACAUCAGCUGUGUGUGUGUGUGUGUGUGUGUGUGUGUGUGUGUGUGUGUGUGUGUGUGUGUGUGUGUGUGUGUGUGUGUGCGAGUGUUAGAGAGAGAGAGAGAGAGAGAGAGAGAGAGAGAGAGACGGGGGGGUGCAUGUUCUUCACAUGAAAACGGAGAUGUGACGGUCGCUGCUCAGAGGAAGGUGUUUACUUUUUUCUAUUCCCUUUCCAACCCGCGGACAGACGGACGGAGGGUUAUGUUCUUCAAAAGCCGGUACAUCACACUACCGCUGGCGCACAUCACAUCACAGCUUGGGGUCUAUUGGUCCAGAGCAGCGGAGAGUCAGCCUGUGACGCUGCCGGUGCACCUAUCCGCGAGGGGGAUCUCUGACACCUGACGGCUCCCAUCUCUGGACACGCGCCGGGUCUUUCCCAUCACGACCACUUCGGCUCUGCAGUGCGGGAUCUGCUGCGUUUUAUGGAAGCGGAGUCUUCGCACACUGUCGUGGUCAUGCUGCCGCCGAAGAACUGCCUGCCCAGGAACUACAGCUGCAUCGCUGGACUGUUCGGGAGCCUGGCGGCGGCCAACCCGCGACUCGAGGAUGGGGACGAUUUGGAAAUAAUGAACGGCACCUGCGAGCCCAUCGAGGCCACCGUCGUGGACGAGAGACCGCGGGGCAGGGAGAUCUUCCUGAAGCCUCCACAGAGUCCCAGCCUGCGUCGGAGGUGCAAGUCGCUGCCCACGCCCACGGAGAGGGCGAAGUUGGAGAUCUCCCGCAGCAGGAGUCCUACCAGCGAGAAAAAGGUCCGGUUCGCAGACUCCCUGGGUCUGGAGCUCAUCUCGGUGAAGCACUUCGACGACACGGACGAGCCGGAGGUGCCGGAGCGCAUACUGGCCAAACUCCCCAAAGGACCCCUGCACCCCAAUCACAUGGAGACCAAAUUCCCCCGGGGCCCGUCGCAGUCUGUGUUCAUGGAGUUGCAGUUCACCAACCCGGGCACGCUGCCGGGCUUCGAGCAGAAAGUGAGGGAGGUGAAAGUCAUGCUGGAGAGCGUGGAGGCGGACGAGUUCAGCCUCUCCGGGUUCGUGCGCGUGUUGAACCUGGCCUUCGAGAAGAGCGUGCACCUGCGCUACUCUCUGAACAACUGGAUAACGUUCAUGGACAGCCUGGCGUCCUACGUCCCCAGCUCCAGCGACGGUGUCACCGACCAGUUCCGCUUCAAGAUCGUCACGCCCACCUACCUUGACAGCGGAGGCACGCUGCAGUUCGCCAUCAAGUACUGUGUCGGCGGGCAGGAGUUCUGGGACAAUAACAACGGGAACAACUACAAAGUGCGGCGUCACCGGUUCAAGAUGUCCCCGCCGAGGGAGUGGGAGAACGGGUGGAUUCACUUCAUCUGAGCUCUGUGGUCUGCAGUGGGCACACUGCGUGCGUAAUUCUUUGCGCGUAAUUGAUCCCCGGGUACCUUAACUCUGACUGUAGCCUGUUAAAGAUUAUUUUUGUUCAGCCAUUGUCAGUUACACACUGAAAAACGACUUCCCACUGUAAAUCGAAUAUUUUUGGUAGCAGCUUGAGUGUAUUGAGCCCGUGGAUGUAGGUGCCUGAUUGUGGGACGCUGUGAGAUAAUUUGCCUUGAUGUCAGGGCGCUGUACAGCUUGGUGCCCUUUGGGAGGGCAUGUUCACGUUACGUAAUGUGGAGACACGUGCCACGGAAACAAAAAACGUGCCGGGCAAUGCCGACCUCUGGCAUCACUGUUGCUUAUUCGAGAGAUUUGUACAGUGGUGUUGGGGGGAAUAUUUAAAUGAUCGGUUAUUGGUUUUGCAUGUGCGCAAAAACGUCGGCUUAAGGUGGAGAAUGAAGCAUCACAUCUCGGCUGAUGUGAUCUGUAGGCUGAGGGGGGGACACGCGUAGCUGAGACGACAGCUUCAUUCAUUCAAGAAAUUCAGUGUUUAAUUUUCCACUAUCAUGGUCGUGAAAAUGCCUUAUUUUGAAGCCAUGAUGUGGGACUUGUGCAUUGAAUGUUGUGCAGUAUUUUUCUCCCGCAGACUUGAACAGAUGAUCAGAUUGUCAUCAUCAUCACGCUUCUAUACUAAAAAUAAGGCCUACAGGCAGUGAGAAUGAGUUAGUGUCCAUUACCUGUGGCCUUCCAAUCCAGGGACAUUAUACUCAACCAUGAAUCCUCCUCUCAUCCAUACAUUUGCACCAACUGUACAUUUUGUACUAGUUGUAAACAAAAAAAAAGUGUCAAAGUGUUUUGACAGAUUCUGAAAUCAUGGGGCCCUCACUAAAAUCAGAAGAUGAUGAAUGCUUUUCCUUCAAAAGGUCUCCCCAAAUUAAAACUGCAUCAUUCAUAUUCCAUCAAAUCAUGACAGCUAUACUGUACUGUGAUGGGCAGCUUCUGGGGGUUUUUUUUCUCUCUUUUUUUUCUGAAUGAACCUCUUCAACACGGUUGUUGUCCCCCCACCCACAAGGAAAAUAAAUCUAGUAGCUGUUUCAAGGCUACAUUUACCUCAGAUGACUGGACUUUUCUUCAGGUUGAUCGCUAUUUUCACAGCAUUCUUUUUUUUUUAUUAUUCUAACGCAGAAAAGUGUUCACUCAUUUCUGAUGGCCUGAUCUCACUGUGUAACUCGAGUUUUAUUCAGAGCAGUAGACAAAGUAGCAGAACUGUCGCACCAAUGACUGUGUGUUUAACCGGCUCCCCUCCUCAGUCACCACUGUGCAAACCUCGUGCUGCUCCUCACACCCCAAGUGUAUUGAACCACGUGACUGGCUGACACAAGCCUAACCAUGGCAAACUGUUGCUGACUGCAUCAUUUCUGUACCAUGAGCCUUUAUGUAUGUUACUCUCACGGUCCUCUCCAGACGUCAGCUGACGUUUCAUCCAUACGUUCUUUUAUUAAUUCAUUCUUCCAGACGUGCCCUCAAUCACUUUGUGUCAUUAAACGCAGUGUUUAUGGCAAACCGGCUUGCAUGUUGUAGGCAAAUGAUUUUUUCCUAAAUGCAGGCUCUGUUUUUUCACUGUAGAAAGCUGAGACUCCAUCUGAGCGAGCAGAGGAGCGGGCAGGCGGGGCUGCGUUUAAUUCCAGCGCUCUGCCCUGCAAUCUGAACAUCGCUCUGUCCUUUGUUUACAUCAGAGGGAGGGAGGCUCUCCGUUUAAUGAGGCCAUCAGGUGGGGAUGUGGAUAAAGGCUAUUCCUGUAACCACUUAGGUUUUUUGGAGCAGCUCCACUGUGAGUCCAUCAGCGGUGUUUAUCUCUGACUCUGACACAUUACAAAACAGUUCUGCUGCGGUGGGUCGAGACCGGCGCCGAGUUGAUAUUUUGCUUGCGCCACAUGUGUCACGUACAGAGCCGCGUUCCCUCUCACGUGUUCCUUUUGAAUGCACCGUGGAUGUGAACAGGUCCGGCCAUCGCAGAGCUUAUGCCGUGUGUUAUGUUGUUAGAUCAGUGGCAUACUGUCCCGCUUUUGGUCUGUGUGCAAUUUGUUGAAGCGCCCAUGCUGUGCAAUACCAGAAAACAUUCAUUGUCCAGGCUGAGACUACCGAUUUUGGGUACAAAGAGAUGCACCAAUAAAAGUCAGUCGCUGCCAACACAGACUUCACCAUCACCAUUUUUGUUUUAACAUUUAACAGGAGGUUUGCGAUUGCCUGACACAGAUGACAACAUGAAUAUGAUGCUUUUGAACCGGCGCCGCUGAUGUUAUUGGUGCAUCCCUGCCACGAGGAAAAAAAUGAAGGGCUUCUGGUCUGAUCUUCACCUCAAUGUAAAACAUGGCUUUUUGCAGCAGAACUCACUGAUAUAUAGAUGUCUAUGUAAAUGUGUAAAUGUUCCAUAUUGAAUGUCUUCCUAUUACGGUUCUAUGUUGUGUGUAUUUUGGAGCAUCUUUAGAGCAGAACUGGGGGACGUGAAAGGGGGAAAGUUUGCCAUGCGAUGUGAAAGUUGAAGGACGAAUUACGAGGCCAAACUAAAGCACACUUAUUAUUCAAUGAGAUAAUCGCGCUUUUCUUCCGAAAUUGUUUUUUAAAAAUCGUCAAAUUGGUAACACUUGUGAGCAUUUGGUCUCAAAGUGAUGUUGCAGACUUUAUCCCUGAAAUAUGAACUAUGUAGCAACAUGUGAGCAGCGUUUUCUGAAAUUAAUAUAUUAGAAACCGCCUGUAGAUGUAAACUGCCUUACUCAAAUAUGAGAUUCGAUGACGAGAGACGUGAAGCACAGAUGGAAAAAGGCAAGUGAGCGUUGUUUUGGAAAUAGAGUGACUUCAGAUGGAUGGAAACAUGAGGACCAUAGAAAAAUGACGAAGGCUCAUAUCUGGGCAAGAUAGAUAAUGUAAAAUGCACUUUGGUAUCUAAUAAGUUUUAUCAAGAGCGACUUAUGAUUGUAGCGAACAGACUGAUUCAAAGCAGGUCUAAUGCACUUUGAGUGAGAACGCAGAAAGGGGCAGAAAGUCACUAUAAAUAUGAAAGCUUCUCCUGUGAAUAGCUACUAACUGAAGGUGUUUUCAAUUCUUUGUUCUGUUUGACUUCUCUUUUCUCUCACUGUGGAAAGCCUAAUUCACUUCUGUCUUAUUUCUAAACAUUGUAACGCUGAAUUUAUUUAGGUGAUUUUUCUUUUUGUAAAUCCUAUGCAACCUCUUUUGUGUUGUAGCAUCUGCAGUCACCUGACUGUGUUAAUCUCCACUGUGUGCUGUCCAGGUUUAAUUUCUCUCUUUACAGUGAAUGUUAACCAUGUUUGCAUGUACAGCUCUAUCAUACCAUUACAUUAUAUGUUCAGUUUUUAAUGUAACCAAUAUUUUUGUUAAAACGAUUAAUAAAGGCAUUUGUGAUG
Acanthopagrus latus (yellowfin seabream) is the source of this 4872-nucleotide messenger RNA. RefSeq names its product protein phosphatase 1 regulatory subunit 3E. The transcript has a single exon. Gene Ontology annotation, cellular component: protein phosphatase type 1 complex. Lineage: Eukaryota; Metazoa; Chordata; Actinopteri; Spariformes; Sparidae. The record is from RefSeq and is a predicted model, not a curated record. The coding region runs from base 527 to 1450 and encodes 307 amino acids. Gene Ontology annotation, biological process: regulation of glycogen biosynthetic process. Gene Ontology annotation, molecular function: protein phosphatase 1 binding; glycogen binding.